Molecule: messenger RNA, 770 nt
Organism: Fusarium redolens
Lineage: Eukaryota; Fungi; Ascomycota; Sordariomycetes; Hypocreales; Nectriaceae
Exons: 2
Coding region: 330-524 (64 amino acids)
Source: RefSeq, a predicted model, not a curated record
GUAUGUGCUUGCUUAUAUUUGCUGCGUGUCUAUUUAAGAAUCAACAUCGUGGUUUGUCACGGUAGCGGACGCUGUAUUCAUUCUCUUGCUUCUUGCCUCGUAGUAGGCCGUCCAGUAUACUGAUGGAACAACUCGAGCGUCCAUUGGCUUUGAACGAGGGGAGCCGCUUAACUCGAGUGAAUAGUUUAGGUGAUUGAGCUAACACUCGUUUUUAACACCCAAAGGAGGAACGGAGUUUUGCUCUCAGACAUUGCUAUCCCCUGCAAUUCGGAAUAUCAACGCAGUCAACCAACGCCUUUACUGACACACUUGUUCGAGAUCAAGAUGUCAUGAACCACUCCGCACCGCCAACAUUCCCAGGUUCACACCACAGCCACCAAGGAGAGCGCCAACACAAAAAGAAACAUUCAGAAGCUAUAUCAACUGCCAAAAGUGCAAAAGAAAGGGUCUGGCCGGGGAUUGAACCCGGGACCUCUCGCAAGCUGUGCUGUAGGGUUGUCCCUAAGCGAGAAUCAUACCACUAGACCACCAGACCAGUUUGAGAGCAGGACAUUUGAUGAUGCUGUUAGUGAACACCAGGAUCAAUAAUGCGGUCUAAGAGCAGAGGCUCCUGAGAAUGAGGCCUCAGCUCAGCAGAAUGAUUAUGUCUGAGCAUGAGAUGUCCAGCCCUCAGUAAUCCCCUCAGUAUCCAUUAGAUAAUAAUCAUCAGAUCAAUCUUCAGCCCAUCUGUGCAAGUCCGCUCCUCCGCAAGAAUCUCCCUUGUAAGUGUU